GACAUGCAGGCUCGCUACUCGGUGUCCAGUCCCAACUCCCUGGGAGUCGUGCCUUACCUCGGCGGGGAGCAGAGCUAUUACCGGGCCGCAGCGGGAGGGGGCUACACCGCCAUGCCGGCCCCUAUGAGCAUGUAUUCGCACCCGGCCCACGAGCAGUACCCGGCCGGCAUGGCCAGAGCCUACGGACCUUACACCCCGCAGCCGCAGCCCAAGGAUAUGGUGAAGCCCCCCUACAGCUACAUCGCCCUCAUCACCAUGGCCAUCCAGAACGCGCCGGACAAGAAGAUCACCCUGAACGGGAUCUACCAGUUCAUCAUGGAGCGCUUCCCCUUCUACCGGGACAACAAGCAGGGCUGGCAGAACAGCAUCCGCCACAACCUCUCGCUCAACGAGUGCUUCGUCAAGGUGCCCCGGGACGACAAGAAGCCCGGCAAGGGCAGCUACUGGACGCUGGACCCGGACUCCUACAACAUGUUCGAGAACGGCAGCUUCCUGCGGCGGAGGCGGCGCUUCAAGAAGAAAGACGCCGUCAAGGACAAGGAGGAGAAGGACCGGCUGCACCUCAAGGAGCAGCCCCAGCCCCGGCAGCACCCGCAGGCCGAGCAGGAGAGCGGCGGGGCUGGGGGCGCGGCGGGGAGCGGGGCCGGCUCGCAGCAGCCGCCGCCGGUCCGCAUCCAGGACAUUAAGACCGAGAACGGCACCUCGUCUCCCCCGCAGGCCGUCUCGCCUCCCGGCGGGGGAGCGGCGGCCCUCAGCAGCGCCGUGCCCAAGAUCGAGAGCCCGGACAGCAGCAGCAGCCUGUCCAGCGGCAGCAGCCCCCACAGCAGCCUCCCCUCCAGCCGCUCGCUCAGUCUGGAGGCGCCCGACCCGCAGCACCAGCCGCACCACAGCCAAGGCUUCAGCGUGGACAACAUCAUGACCUCCCUGCGGGGUUCGCCUCAGGGCGCCGGCGAGCUCAGCUCCAGCCUCCUCGCCGCCUCCGCCGCCUCCUCCUCCGCCACCUCGUCCCGGACCGGCAUCCCCCCCUCGGUGGCCCUCGGCAGCUACUCCCCGGGCCAGAGCUCCCUCUACAGCUCGCCCUGCAGCCAGGGCGCCAACCCGGGCAGCGGGGCCGCGGCCGGGGGCACCUACCACUGCAACAUGCAAGCCAUGAGCCUGUACGCCGCGGCCGCCGCCGCUGGGGGAGGCGAGCGGGCCGGCCACCUGGCCAGCAGCGGGGCCAGCCCGGUGGAAGACCCCUUGCCCGACUACACCAUGCCCAGCAGCAGCAGCGCCUCCUCGCUGAGCCACGGCAGCUUGAGCACGGCGGCCGGCCACCAGGAGGGGCACCACGCGCACCAAGGGCGCCUGGCCUCCUGGUACCUAAACCAAGCCACGGCGGCGGGAGACCUGGGCCACUUGGCCAGCGCCGCCGGCUACCCCGGCCAGCAGCAGAACUUCCACGCGGUGCGGGAGAUGUUCGAGUCCCAGCGGCUGGGCUUGAAUAACUCGCCGGUGAACGGGAAUAGCAGCAGCUGUCAGAUGGCCUUUCCCUCCGGCCAGUCUCUCUACCGCACCUCAGGGGCUUUCGUGUAUGACUGCAGCAAGUUCUGACCAAAACCGGUCCCAGCGGGCCCCCCACCCCACCCCGAACAAUACAGAAAAAAGGCCAAACUUCAAGCAAGGACUAGAUCUUUUCUUUAACAAACCAAGCCGCCUCCUGCAAGCAGCGAGCGAACUCUCACAUAGUUUGUACAGAGACAGCCAAAAAAAAAAAAAAA
Molecule: messenger RNA, 1760 nt
Organism: Terrapene triunguis (Three-toed box turtle)
Lineage: Eukaryota; Metazoa; Chordata; Testudines; Emydidae
Gene: FOXC1
Product: forkhead box C1
Exons: 1
Coding region: 4-1593 (529 amino acids)
Biological process (GO): anatomical structure morphogenesis; regulation of transcription by RNA polymerase II; cell differentiation
Molecular function (GO): RNA polymerase II cis-regulatory region sequence-specific DNA binding; DNA-binding transcription factor activity, RNA polymerase II-specific
Source: RefSeq, a predicted model, not a curated record